Molecule: messenger RNA, 1070 nt
Organism: Ipomoea triloba (trilobed morning glory)
Lineage: Eukaryota; Viridiplantae; Streptophyta; Magnoliopsida; Solanales; Convolvulaceae
Product: stem-specific protein TSJT1-like
Exons: 2
Coding region: 117-875 (252 amino acids)
Source: RefSeq, a predicted model, not a curated record
CAAAACCCACACCGCAUUCAUUCAUCACAAAGAAGACAAACAAAACACACGUUUCUUUUGUUUCAUUUCAGAGCUUUUUUUUCUCUAUUGAAUUGCAAUAACAAGAAGAAAAAAAAAUGUUGGCAAUUUUCCAGAAAGGGUUAGUGGAUCCACCAAAGGAGCUGAACAGCCCAGCCCCAUUGCAGGCAUCUGUGGAGCUUGUGCCACCACAAGAGGCCAUUAACAAUUUCUUGGCUGCAAAUAAGAGCAAUGGGUUUUCUCUGGGGUUUGGUGAAAAGGCAUUUUUGGCCUAUUCUGCUCAAGAUUGCUCAAAUUUGAAGCAGGAGAGGCUGUUCUGUGGGGUGAAUGAUAUUUACUGUAUCUUCAUGGGGAGUUUGCAUAAUCUGUGUUCACUUAACAGACAAUAUGGGCUAUCAAAGGGGGCUAAUGAGGCUAUUCUUGUGACUGAAGCUUAUAGGACUCUCAGAGAUAGAGGCCCCUUCCCUGCACAUCAAGUUUUGAAGGAUCUGGAGGGUAGUUUUGGGUUUGUGAUCUAUGAUCACAAGGCUGGAACUGUUUUUGCUGCUCUUGGUGCUAAUGAAUCAGUGAAGCUCUUCUGGGGCAUUGCAGAAGAUGGAUCCAUCAUGAUCUCUGACAAUGUGGCACUCAUCAAAGCUAGCUGUGCCAAGUCAUUUGCCCCAUUCCCUGAUGGUUGCAUGUAUCACAGUGAAAGAGGGUUGAUGAGCUUUGAGCAUCCAAUGAAACAGAUGAAGGCAAUGCCAAGAGUUGACAGUGAAGGAGCAAUGUGUGGGGCUUACUUCAAGGUGGAUCAUUACUCCAAGUCCAAGGUUAACACAAUGCCAAGAGUUGGAAGUGAAGCUAACUGGACUCUUUGAGAACAGCUUUACCAACCAACCACACAAAUCUGACAAUAAGAACAUAAUGCUUUGAGUUUUGAUUAGGUGUUUCCUUUGUAUCUUUUUUUGUUUGGAUUGAUGUUUAUGGUGGCUUGUUUCAGCAAAUGUAAUUUAAUUUGUUCCCUCUAAUGUAAUCAAUCGCAUAUUGUCAAUUAAUUCUAUAAAUUACAAGUC